AGCACGCGGAGAACCGAUGUCAACAGUUCGGACGGAGCCGUUGCGAUUCAUUGAGCAGCUGUUGUUCUUGAUCGAGGAUCAAAAAUUCCUAUAGCAUUAAGGAAAAAAAGCAUCGUAUUAGGAUAUUUUUAACCACAAAUAACCGAAUUUUGGCCUACCAGAUCGCUGUGACCGAAAGGAGGAACGGUUUGGCAAGCGUGCAAUGUACUGUUGCUGGUUGGUGCCGCGCGAAACAUAGCUAAACGGAGCAUCAACACGGAAGCUUGAAUGAUGGUUCUGCCCAACAUAUUGGUAACAGGUACACCUGGAACAGGAAAAUCGGAACUGUGUCAGCAGCUGGCCGAAAAGCUGGCCUUCCAGUGGCAAAAUGUGAGCGAAAUAGUGAGUGUUAACAAGUUUGUUGAGGAGUACGAUGAGGAGUUCGAAUGUCCGGUGUUGGACGAGGACAAGCUACUGGACUAUCUAGAGCCGCUGAUGAAGCAGGGCGGUAAUGUGGUCGAAUACCACAGCUCCGAUUUUUUCCCGGAGCGCUGGUUCGCGGCCGUUUUUGUUGUGCGUUGUUCCACCUCGCUGCUGUACGAUCGGUUGCAGGCGCGUGAGUACAACGAGCGCAAGAUAAAGUCAAACAUGGAAUGCGAAAUAUUCCAGAUUCCGUUGGACGAAGCUAAAGACGCCUAUCGGAAAGAUAUUAUUUUCGAGCUACAGAGCGACACAAAGCAGGAUCUAGACGCUAAUGUGGAGCGCGUGCGCGACUGGCUAGAACAGUGGAAGGCGAUGCACAAUAAAGCGUAAUUUAUGGUCAUAUGGUUUUUUCCGGGUAUAAAACUUUUGCUCCCGAAACAAUUUACCAGCUAAGGCGGAGCGUUUCAUGCGCGUACGCAUUGUCGAUUCAGUUUUGGCUACAUUAUUCGGGCCAAGAACAGCAACAUGCAACCCGUGCAAGAAGAAGAAUUGGUAGUCUCCCCAUGGAAGGGUUGGGAAAGUCAGGCUAGGCUUUAUAUUGCGCGCCGCGUACUUAAAAUAGAUUUUGCUCAUGGCACAAUAGAGAGCAGAAAAGCCGGUUCCUUCUCCAGUUGUCGCUCGGUGCAAACGGAUAUUAGAAAAGAAAGUAUUUAUGGCUUACGACGAUUAAUAAUCAUUUUAUAUCUUGUUUAGCAUUUUGAUCUGCUAUCGCAUAAUACAGAGGAUUUUCCUUCUUUGGAACUACUAUCUCUAGCAGUGGACAAGUGAACUUUCAGCCUACAAGGGCACCAUAUCAGAUUCCAUUGUGAACGGAUAUUCAGUGCACUCCAGUGCUUUGGCCUGAAAUGUGUAUUUUUGGUAGAUUGUAUACUAUUUCAACUCUUGCGUUUGGUGAUAAUAUAUUUCCAUCCAGUUCUAAUCAUCUCUGUCCCUUAUAGUCAGACAACAUUUAAAUGUAAGGUGUUUUAACUAUUUAUAGUCGAAUAUUAUCAACGGCGUUAAGCAGCUAGGAAAUGGCAGGUAUGUUCAGGGCGGAUGACUGUAAGCUACAGAGAUAAUUGAAAGCCUGGACAGUGCUAAUCAAUAGGACGGUUAAAACGAUGUCGUAUUUUCUUUUGCGACUCGCUUGGACAUUUUUAUACUGAUCAGCCUGAGCCUGAGGUCGUUCAUGUUUGCUCAAGAAGCCUAACUAAGAGCAAGAAAAACGAGUCCAAGGCAAAUGUGUCUCCCAAAUCGGUACUGAAGUUCUGAAGGAUAAUUUAUGCCUCACGGAGCCAAAUAAUUAUAUUAAUUUCUUUUGCCCAAACUUGUGUUUAAUAAGUUCUGUUAAGAGAUCAUUGGAGGACAUGGACUGGCUGUGGAGAAACAUCAUAUACGCUCAAUGUCACUCAGCAACCGUCAAUUGAAGCUAUUCGAGAUCGCAUUGUCGGAAGAAGCAAUACAAGGGCAAUAUAAAAGUACUGGAACGACCAGCUGGCAAAGGACUGGCUUCAAAUAUUAACCGGUCGCGACGAAGAGUUCAGUAAAUGGUAAAUAAAGUAGGAGAUGACAAAAACGGUAGAUCAAAACCCAUCAGGCGUCUUCCAGGUCUUCUGCGUAUGGGGAAGUAGAUUUUAGCUGCUGGGAUGCAAAUUUAAGCGUCAUGUCACAAAAUGCAAUUCCUCGACGUAUGCUCCUCGAUGUAUUUUAUGUGCAUGUAUUUUUCUAUAAUCCGAUCAUUUGAUCUUAUGUUACAUUUUUCCGCCUGAAUAAUUAUAUUAUUCUUUUUUCUAUGCCUCAACCAACAGCAGUAGACCAUUCUUAUUAUCGAUCACCGUCAUCAUCAUCAUCAUCAUGAUUAUCGUCAUCAGUAUUGCAAGACGCGAAUAAUCUCUUACACGACAUUCAUAUUCAUAUUCGUUUAUUAGUUAUCUAACAAUAAUUGCCUGCAUAACAUGAACCAGAUACGUUACAAUAAAUAAUCAUCAAAACCGUUGCCUUAAAAGAGUUUUUAAAUUGUUAAUUGACAUGUUAAAAUCUAUUAAAUUAUCAAAAUCAUUGUAUGUCUCCAUCAUCAUUUGUGUUAUUGGGUCGUUAGCGCUAUGGUUUGUAGAAGAAAAAUCCGGUCGUAAUAGUUGUCGUGGUCAUAAUUGUCUACCUGGAGCAAGGAAGUUAAUUUUAUAAUAAGCAAGGAAGAGCAGAAUAAACGGGGCGUCAAUAUUUCCGCUAAUAGUCUUGUUAAGAAAUAUGCACUGUGCCGUCAUUCUUCUAUGUUCUAAUGAUUCGAGUCCAAAUAGUAAGCACCUUGUUCGGUAGUCUGGACAGGCGAGGACGAGACCAAGGUAAUCGAUAAAAUAUUUUUUUUGUAAAUUUGCGCUGAAUGGCUUCUAAUCUGACUAUUUUAUCUUGUUGGCGCGGGGACCAAACUAUACCAGCAAAUUCGAUGAUGGGACGAACUAGGGAACAAAACAACGAUUUUAAACAGAACGGAUCUUUAAACUAUUUACAAACACGAAUGACGAAACCUGAUACAAGUAGGGCUUUGGAAAUCGUCAGGUCAGGUUGGUUCCUAGUAAACCAUACGCUGAAUUUGUUUAAACUAUUUUGUAAUACUUCGCAGUCGGCUAACUUAGUAACAGGUACGUAGAUUUUUAGGUCAUCGGCGUAUAGCGAUUUGUAUGCAUCAGGCAGAAAAAUCGCAAUGUCAUUAAUAAAAAUAACGAACAAUAGUGGUCCUAGAACGCUUCCUUGCGGUCACAAUCGAAUAACAUAGCUGAUGGUAUAGCAUCGUCUAGCCAUGUUUCAGUUAAGAUAAUGACGUCAUGGUCGCAGUCAAAACAAUUGGCAAAGAACUCAUAGGUUUUAGUGCGUAAUCCACGGACGUUCUGAUAGUAGAGGCGCAGAUGAUCCAAAGCGUGAGAGUGUCGUGAGCUAUUCAGUUGUUGGUGCGAUCCCUGGUUGAAAGGUUCUCUGUGGGCACCGGAGAAUUAUGCAUCGUGUCUCGGAAAAAAACGUGUCGUUCUGUCUACUACGAGGAAGGAACUCACCAAACACGAAUCCUUUCGGCCAUGUGAGAGGAGAUAAUGCAGCAUCGCGCAAGAAACGUGGAAGGCUGAUUUUGAAGGAAACGAAACGGAAAGUGGCAGGAUCUCUGUCUCGAGCAACGUGUGGUGCCAAAUGCGUAACAAAAAGCCCCAUUUUGGAAUCUGCUGGACGAUCAAGGCGAGCGCCGAAAAAAGGACAGGUGUCAGGUGCUGUGCCGCAAUGAAGCGCUGAGUGAGAACGUGACGGCCGCAAAACAGGAUUCUGGUGCGUAGUAGAGGUAGUAGCGCCAAUAGUGUGAGUUUCGGUGAUCACAGGAAAGUCAGAUUAUUGCUGGACGGUGUUUGUGUUUGUGAAGUUAGGUUGUUCAUCUUGUGAGGACGAGUCGGUCGUGACAUGGAGGAUCAAAACGAAUACGAAGGAUAUGAAUUGUCAUCAUCAUUAGCUGAUGUUGAGCCCUACGAGGAACCGGAUGGUUGUUCAGACUGCGAUGAUGCUGAUGAUGAUUGUAUUAAACGGGUAUUCGUAUCAGAUGCCCAUCCAUGGGGUUGCAUUUGUUACUGACAGGAAAGCGUAGACAUUCUGAAUAGGAAAGAAUUUAACGAUAUCGAUUUUUGUCCCAUAAAAUUUUAGUUGUUAGUUACAAAUAGUUUUUCAGUUCACAACGUUUGCUAUGCGUAAGUGGUAAUGCGUAAACGUUACUUUUCUCUUUUUGUCGUUCUUUGUCGAAAAUCAUUAUACUUGCGAUAAAUA
Molecule: messenger RNA, 4236 nt
Organism: Anopheles stephensi (Asian malaria mosquito)
Lineage: Eukaryota; Metazoa; Arthropoda; Insecta; Diptera; Culicidae
Gene: Ak6
Product: adenylate kinase isoenzyme 6 homolog
Exons: 3
Coding region: 268-792 (174 amino acids)
Cellular component (GO): cytoplasm; nucleus
Molecular function (GO): ATP binding; AMP kinase activity; ATP hydrolysis activity
Source: RefSeq, a predicted model, not a curated record